Messenger RNA from Kalmanozyma brasiliensis GHG001, 1515 nucleotides. RefSeq lists its product as uncharacterized. Lineage: Eukaryota; Fungi; Basidiomycota; Ustilaginomycetes; Ustilaginales. The record is from RefSeq and is a predicted model, not a curated record. Bases 1 to 1515 code for a protein of 504 amino acids. The transcript has a single exon.
AUGACCACCCGUCCAUCUGCGCCGUCCUCCUCGUCCUCGUCGACGACGGCGCCGGCAGCAGCAGCAAUGGCAUCACCCUCGACGGGAUCCAUAGGCUCCCCCUCCCUCAGCGCUCCACCAAUACGCAUGCGACACCCUCUUCCAGCCCCACCACUUCAAUGUGCACAGCCACCGCUCCACAGAAGCAGGUCCAUCAAGUCCUCCCACCAUCAUCAACCCACCUCGUCGUCUGCUUCAUCUGCAUACUCCACAAAUCGUACAUCGCCCCGGUACAGCUAUCCAGGCACACUCUCCUCGAUCUCGCCUUCCACAUCGCCCUACUACUCGAGCUCGCAUCCGAGUCCCGUGCCUUCGACCACCAGCUCGGCAGGUGGCAGCAGCGUCAGUGGCGGGAGCAGCCUUCGCACCCCGCCUGAUCUUCUCGUCAACGGUGCCAGCGUCGGCCACACGGGCAAAGGGUUGCAGCAGUUGGCGGUCAACAGCUGGAACGGUCAGCUGGUCAAACCAAGGCCACCGCGUAAUCUCGCCAAGGAGGAGAUUCGGAGAAGGCAGUCUUUGCUGAAAGAUUUGCCUCAACUGCCGCCGACCUUCUCACUGCCGAGUCCGCCUCCCAGUCCCAAGCUCGAACCGGCCCGAAUCAAAAAGCGGAGAAGAGACUCGGUAGACACCAACGACGACCCAGCAGCACCGCUUCCACCAUCUUCACGGCAGCCCGAACACCACCGUUCAUCGACCAUCGCCCUCGCCAACCACACACGGCAUCGCUCCCUCACACCUUCCACCCUCUCCUCGCUAGCAGCAGCCUACCGCUCCGCCGCACGCGAGCUCAAGCACGCCGCGGACGCGCGAGCUUCGUCGCUCUCCGCCUCUCGCCCCUCCUACCUCGCUGCCCGCCCUACACAAGUGUCGGCGCUGGAGCAGCUCGACGCAGUGCUGCUCUUCUGCUACGCCUUCUGGUUGGACGAUCUCGCCGCCUCUUGCCCCGGUGGGGGAUGCAUCGCCAAAAACUGGAUCAGCCUCUUUGGUCUGCUUCGCUACGCCACCAAUGCGCACUCGGACCUGGGCAACGACGUGCUCCUCGGCGUCUGUCGCUUGGUCGAAUCGGCCGUCCUGCGCAAGCUGCACGCCCACGAUUCCGCGGUGCUGCUCAAGACGCUCACCGCGAACACCGGAGUGUCGAUGGGAGAGGUGACGCAGAUGGUGCAGCGCCAGACAGCCGAUUUGGAGCGGUCCGAUCGGUUGGCGGCGCAAGCGAGGAAUUUGCUCUCGCUGAGCAAUCUGGCAGCGUCGCAUCCGGAGUUGCUCGCGAAAGCGCUCGGUUCGACCGUGGUGAAUAGCGAGGCUGCUGCGAAGAGUGUUGAUCCCGGUAGCGAGGAGAGUUGCGGGGGGCUAGCGUGGCCGCUGGACAGUAUGAGUGCCAUGCCGUUCCUGGUGGCUUUUGGGAGGUGUGCCGUUGCCGAACAGGCAAGGCGGGCGGGGGUGGAGUUUGCGCUCAAGGUGGUCGAGCGCGAGUGA